UUUGAGACUCAGCUGCUCCAGAGAGAUCAUAAAUCUUUUAAACUUUAAAAUUGAAGUCGGCCUACUUUUCCCCCCUUGUUAUUAAAGUAAUCAGCUUGGGUUAAAGGCGGUUCUUGCUUUCAGCCAGUACAUAGAAUCGGUGCUUUAGCGUUUUUCAGCCACUAGGAUGGAUUUAUUUAUUGCAUGUCAGUAACAUAUCUACUGAAUUUGUUGGAGAAAAUUCUUCCAUCUGUGGAUGUAUUUGCUUGAAUGAUCAUUUGUAAGAGAAUUAAAAGGAUCUAAGCCAGAGAGGAAAAAACGUCUGAUGCAUGUCUGAUAAACCAGAAGAACUUCUAGAAGGGGCUGAAAGAAGAGAAACGGCAGCUUUUAAAGUACCUCUGGCCAUUUUACUCUGUUGGACUGGAAUCAGAGAGGACUGAAAAUUUCCCUGAGAUCCAAUUCUCCGAUAUUGAGCUAAUCGACAACAUCCCAAUGAAUGUGUGCUUGAAAAAAUGUGUUAAUAGCACUGCUGUUACUAGUCACCAAACAUACUGGAAUAAACUCAUUUAAAAGAACUUUGGGACACUCAUCGUGAGUCACAUUCACAAUGGAACCAAUCCUUGAUCUUUCCUCCCUCCCUCACCCGACCCCCACAGUGACAUACGACCCUAAGUCUGAGACCGUGACUCUCCCGAGUGGGGUGGUCUCUGUUGCAGGCGUUACUGUGAUUACUGGGGGCACUGAACUGUCCUGCGGCUCCUGUAUGUUGGCCUUUGGGUUUUGGGGCACUUUAGUAGGCCUGAGUGCACUUUGUGUGGGACUAAGGGAGUAUUUACUGAUAAAUGAGGGGAAUAUUUCAAAUCUGCUAGCUCUGGGUUUAGUGGUCCUAGUUAUAAGUUUAGGCAUUAUAGUUGGAGUGUUUGGGUUUCGUUUUAUCAUGAAGAAGACAGGGAAAAUGAGGAGAGAGAGGGAAGAAGGAAAGGUUGUCCUGGUUGCUGAGGGAGGGCAGACUGUCAUAAAAACUAUGACUGUCUGAAAGAAGAGAUCUGAGGACUGAGCUUGUGUUUUAGUCACCCAAUAGUUUAAUAUAGUGACUAAUUCUGUGCAUUGAUUUGUCAACUGGACAUUAUUCCUAAUUCAAGAGAUUUGAUAUAUUUAUGAGCAGAAUGCUCUGUAUUUCUGACUAUGCUAUUUCUGACUAAUACUGAUACCACUGACAUUCUGAUAUUCAUCAGUCAUAAUACCUACUCAAUAUUAUGUACACUACCGCUCAAAAGUUUGGGAUCACUUGCGCAUUUCAGCUUGAUUUCAGCUACAGAGGAAGACUCCAUCAGCCAAUCCAUCUUGUGGGAGAUGCUCCAGGAAGCAUGGGGUAAAAUCUCAUCAGAUUAUCUUGAAAAAUUGACAGCUAGAAUGCCCAGACUGUAAUUUCUGCAAAAGGUGUUUGUGAAGAAAACAUUCAUCAUUUCCAUCAAAAUCAUUAUUUCUAACUCUGACAUGUCAGCAUGUCCUGUUCUUUUGCUAUAUUUUCUAUUCAGACUAAUUUCAUUUGUGUUUCCUUGGAAAACAAUAAAAUUUUUGAGUGACCCCAACCUUUGGAGCGAAAGAGUAAAUAAAAAAGAAAUUUUGGAAUAAUCAUACAUAAUAAUACAUAAUAAUCAACAUAAAUAUAAUGUUUUUAUCAUCUCUCUCUCUCUCUCUCUCUCUCUCUCUCUCUCUCUCUCUCACUCUCUGCUCACAAACAGAGAAAAUAAAACAGGAAAUAAUUAUCUGAAUUUUCUGCAAGCAGAGUGGACACAUUCAAGCAUUUCUGAUGUAAAUAGAAAACAGCAUGUGUAGAAAUGAUUUCAGAAGUUCUGUCUGAAUUCUACACUUGAAUAUUUUUUCAAAGAGAAAUAUGAAUAUAGAGCCUCAGGAACAACUUUUCUUUCUCACUAUAUUUUGAAUCCUGUUGUAUAUCCUGUAAUGAAUAUGAUAUUGUAAACUGCCGCUUAAGCUUUGUCAGGCUUGCAAAUUCAAUAAAAUAAUUGU
This is a messenger RNA of Hemibagrus wyckioides, 2010 nucleotides long. RefSeq names its product transmembrane protein 100-like. NCBI's taxonomy places the organism in Eukaryota, Metazoa, Chordata, Actinopteri, Siluriformes, Bagridae. The transcript is spliced from 2 exons. Bases 587 to 1015 code for a protein of 142 amino acids. The record is from RefSeq and is a predicted model, not a curated record.